This is a messenger RNA of Prorocentrum cordatum, 2045 nucleotides long. NCBI's taxonomy places the organism in Eukaryota, Dinophyceae, Prorocentrales, Prorocentraceae. The record is from the annotation of a GenBank genome assembly.
CCAUGUUCGCCACGCCCGUUUCAGGCUCGGGAUCCCUGGACGUCAUUGAUCUGGUCGACUGCGACAGCGAGUUUGAGGCCGCCUCUCCUUCCAGCAAGCGGCGCAGGCUUGCGGGCAUCGACGAGGCAUCGCCACGUGACGGAGGCGCGUUGCCCGGCCCUGGCAGGCUGACGGGCCUGCGCGAUAGGCCGGUGGCGCCGCUGACAGUCCUGCGCCACCCCCUGGGAGACGAGCUCGCCGACGAGCUGCUCCGGCAGCUGCUGGCCGAGUCCCAGGGCGCCUGGCGCCCGAGCUCAUGGGUGGUACAUGGCCAGCAGCGCACCACGCCGAGGUCAAGUGCUUGCUACUCCCUGGUCGGCGCCGCCUGCGGCAUGGGGGCGAGCAGCGGCAGCGGCAGCGGAGCCGGCAGCGAUGAGGCCCGCGUCGAGUGCGCGCCGUCACCAGAGAUGCUGGAGGCCGCACGGCAGCUGGAGGCCGCCGUGGAGAGGCUGCGGCCGCGAUGCGGCUGGCGCCCCACGUGGGCGCUCGCAAACCGCUACGACGCUGGCCGUGACUGUGUGGGCUGGCACUCCGACUUCCUGAACGGCCUGGGCCCUCGGCCGGUGAUCGUGGGCUUGUCGCUGGGCGCCACGCGGCGCUUCUGCGUGCGGCGGAGCGCGGCCGGAGGCGCCAGUCUGGCCGAGGGCGGCGCUGACGAGGCCGUCGUUGUCACGGUCCCUAUGCCUCACAACAGCGCGGUGGUCAUGUGGGACGACUGCCAGGAGGAGUGGGAGCACACCGUGCCCCGCCAGGCGGACUCCACCGUCGGCAGGCACGCGGCCGCGGGCCUGGUGCGCUUGUCCCUCACCUUCCGCAUGGCGCGCCCGGAGCUCCUCGCGCACCAGAAGCUGUGCCGGUGCGGGCGGCCGAGCGUGCUGAAGAGCAAGAGAGGACGCUACUACCUUGCCUGCAGCCCCGCGGGCGCGUCCCGGCAGUGCGGCUUCUGGGAGGCGUGCCCGUGGGCCCAGCGCGAGGCCGAGCGGCUCCGGGCUGCCGCCGCCGGGCCGGGCGUCGCGACGGCGCCCCGGGCGCGGCACGGCCUGGUCCCGGGCGUCGGCGGCGGCGCUGCAGCGCAGCAGCAGCGGCAGGGGCUCGGGAGCGGCGGACACGUCCACAGCUGCGCCCUCGCUCCGUAUCGUGCGGAGGGGCACGCCGUGCCCUCGCGGAGGGCGGCGGCGACGGCGCCGCACGAGUUUUCGGAGAGUGUGCGCUGCAGCUUCAUGUCUGCUCAUGUGUCAGAGAUGUGCCGCCACACUCUGCCUACGGUUCGCGCGGCCCCCGCCUCCGCCACCUUCCGCGACCAGCGCUCACUGCCUUUGCGCAGGCUGAGCGUUGCCCCCGCGACCGGGUUGGUCACUAAGUACCUCGCGCAGUUCUACCUUGGCGGGGCGCGGGCGGGGCGCAGGCGCGGCGGCGGCCCGCCGACGGCGCCGCCUCUCUCGCUGUCGUUCCGCGCGGCCGGCGGCGCGGCAGGCGCGGCGGAGGUCCACCGGUCGGGCGACAGAGGCAACAAGUCCACGGUGGACUUCGGAGAGGCAGACGGCGAGUCCGACGAGGGCGCCGCGCCGGACGAGCACGCGUGGAACGGGGCCAGGAGAAACGGCCCCGGUUCACCAGCACCCUCAGCGAGACGAGCACCACGUGCAGCUCCGUGGCGAGGGUCAACACCCUGGGCAGUUUCGAGGGGACGAGGGCCAACACCCUUGGCAGCGACGAGGAAGCGGCCGAGCCGGCUUGCGGCCCCGCGGGGGCGCCGGCGCCGCGGCGGGCAGCCCGCAGGACAGCCCCGCGAGCUGACCGUUCGCGUCUGCUCCUGGAACCUCAUGGGCAGGGGCGUCGAUUGCCAGGAGGACCUGAGCCAAUGGCUCCAGGGCGACCUCGUCGACGUGCUCGUCGUCGGCGUGCAGGAGCUCAUAGAGCUGAAUCCAAGGUCGGUCCUGCACGGCCAGUCCAGGAACCGCAGCGCCAGGGCGGCUUUCGAGGCUAUCGGCUUUUGGGAGGUGUAG